GGAAGAGCUUCGGCAGAGGCUAAAACUGCCAGAGUUCAGCAUGUCUGAGCCUGAAGCGCAAAAAGUUUACAUGAUCUUAAGGCUUGUUCCCCUGAUCCAUCUACUAUAAGUAACUUGAUAGAUUGUCGAAAAACAUGAUCCUGAAGCACUAAGAAGAGGCUACAGCAGCUUUUCAAGGGGAACAAAAGGAAGGGAAUUAUUACGAGCUCUUCUAAUGAUUGCUUCUCUUGUUUCGGAGCUGGAGUCUGACCUACGACAGAGGGAGGAACAAAGUUCUGCAAUUGCCAAAACGAGUCAAAAUCACGUUGUUGGAGCAGCACAUGCACAGACGCAGACACACUCGCCUGCAACCACUGGUCCUGGAGUUAAGAUCGAAAAAUGAGCAUUGGUAGUCCUCAGGACUGGUGGGAAGAUCCAUUUUUCUCUUGUUCUACGGUAUUGCCCAGCUCUACCUGCGUGAACAACAUCGUCGUACUAAAUAAAGCCACUACUAUAAUAUUAAAGGUGUACUUAUUAUUAAAAGGGUGUACUAUAUUAAAAGUGUGUACUAUGUUGAAGGUGUACUAUAUUAAAAGUGUCGCUACCUGGUGCAGCUGGUGUUAUAUCUUCCUUCUUGAAGAGGUGUGCCAGGUGUUUCCCAACGAUAAAUGUUGCGGAAAUAGAAAUAGAUGUUCUAGGGGACGAGGCAGCGGCUUCCCACGCUGCCUGAGAGAAGCGUCGUCGUGAUCUUGUUCUAAAUCUGCAUACAUCACUCGUUCUCGUUGUAAUAUUAACACGUCAACAUACGAGAUGGUGAUGCUGCAGCUAGUAGUAUAUUACUCGUUGUAUCAUACGUUGUAGCCUUCAUCUAAUACAAGACUCUACGACGACGUAUUAGCCAGGCUAGAGAAGCAGACCCAAGAGGCGGAAGAAAGGGCGUCUUUGAUUCGGUGGCUUUUGACUGCGGUGCUGACAAUGCUUAGGACGCAGCGAGGAGGACCUGAGGC
Messenger RNA from Amoebophrya sp. A25, 986 nucleotides. Lineage: Eukaryota; Dinophyceae; Syndiniales; Amoebophryaceae. The record is from the annotation of a GenBank genome assembly.